AUGGGAUACAUGAACCAGCCAAAAUUCAUGGAACUCUACACCUACGCCUUAGAGAGUGACUUUCAGAGUCCAGACGGCGAGCCAGCGGCAUGGGAUCCAGGACAUCCCUUUCGCUGGGAUGAGGUGUGGCAAGUGUUUUUCGCUCCUAGUAGGAUCGAAUGCAAACUAUACACACUUGUCUCUUCUGCAGAAGGCUCGAUCGUGGUCUGGGAGCUUGACAGGGACGGAAAGAAUGUGUCUGCGGAGAAGAAUGAAAACAGAGUAGAUAUCGGCACUCUUUCAGCCAAGGCAGCGGACACCGCUAUAUCCAAGCUUGUGGCUAAUCACGGCUGGAAACUAGGUGGAGCAGGGACCAAGGCGAUCGCGGAGGGCUUCAAGACAACUAUAACUAGAGCCGUUGACAUCCAUGCCUUGAAGAACCAAAUCACCUUAGACGGCAAACUUGCAUUCGUAUGGCGCACCUUUUAG
This is a messenger RNA of Aspergillus caelatus, 468 nucleotides long. RefSeq lists its product as uncharacterized. The record is from RefSeq and is a predicted model, not a curated record. NCBI's taxonomy places the organism in Eukaryota, Fungi, Ascomycota, Eurotiomycetes, Eurotiales, Aspergillaceae. Bases 1 to 468 code for a protein of 155 amino acids. The transcript has 2 exons.